Phacochoerus africanus (Common warthog) is the source of this 1353-nucleotide messenger RNA. RefSeq names its product RAD52 motif containing 1 (gene RDM1). The transcript has 7 exons. NCBI's taxonomy places the organism in Eukaryota, Metazoa, Chordata, Mammalia, Artiodactyla, Suidae. Gene Ontology annotation, molecular function: RNA binding. Gene Ontology annotation, cellular component: nucleolus. The record is from RefSeq and is a predicted model, not a curated record. Bases 359 to 1198 code for a protein of 279 amino acids.
AUCGAAUCCUCAACCUCGUGGUUCCGGGUCAGCUGCAUUUCCUCUGUGCCACAAUGAGAACCCCUGCUAUAAAGAUUUGAUCCUGUAAACUCGCCCUUUGGAGUCUACCCUGAAAAUACACUUGAAGAGAAGCACUAAACUCCAAGACCUCGGGAUGGUGGGCCUGCAGGUGAUACACUGGAGGCAGAGGCCCUCCCAGACUGGAAGGAGCAAAGAAGAGGUCCGAGCACCGCCCUCUCCUCCCCCAGACUCAAAAUGGCCACGCCCCUCUCGCUCGCCUCUUUAAAAAAGGCGCGGGAGCGCCUUGCGCAGGCGCAGUGCAGCGUGCUUUGAGCUGCGCACGCGCGGUGAGCGGAGAAUGGCGGCGUUGAUUCCUUUUGAGGUUCCCACCGGCAGUGACAAAACCUUGCUUGUGUGGGAGCUGAGCUCUGGACCCACGGCCGAGGACUUGCAACAUUUUCUGUUGACAGUCUUCUCCCAGUUUGGCCUUGUGUAUUCGGUCCGAGUCUUCCCAAACGCUGUGGUGGCCGGUCCCGGGUUCUAUGCCAUCGUCAGGUUUUAUUCAGCAAGGGAUGCCCACAGAGCCCAGAAGGCAUGCGACGGGAAGCAGCUUUUCCAGAACUCUCCAGUGAAGGUUCGCCUUGGCACCAGACGUGAGGCAGUUCAAGAAAACGCCCUUGCCCUAAACAGCUCCAAAUGCCAACAGGUGGCAAAUUACUACUUUGGUUUCAAUGGAUGGUCAAAAAGGAUUAUCAAGCUUCAGGAUCUUUCCGACCUUGAAGAAAGGGAAAAUGAAGAUAUUGUGGCACCAGUUGAGAAGCACAGCCUGAAGUUCUUCUGUGCUUUAGAGGUGGUGUUGCCAUCCUAUGAGUGCAGAAGUACUGGAGUUGGCAUGGCUGAGGAACCUGUGGAUAAGCUAGAGGAAGGGCCCUCAUCCCUCCUUCUGAAAAGGAAGAGAACCCAGAAGCUUGCUCUUCAGAAGGCUAUGACAGAUGCGUUCCGGAAACUGCUGAUUGUGGUUUUAGAAAGUGGUAAAAUAGCUGUGGUGUAUAGACCCUGUGACGAGGUCACAGAUGCUAGAACCGAAGAGGAACUUCAGGAUUUAAUUCAAGUCAACUACUUCUCUUGGAAGCAGUGUGGCCAAGGGGAGGAAGACUGUCUCUCCGAUUUCAGCUUUGAGGAGGAAGAGUUGAAAUGACCAGAACUGGACUUGCGUUUUUGAGUUUCCUGGAAUGCCAGGCCCCCCUGUGGCUCUCUUGGGAAGCUCUGCACCUUCCCUCCCGCCACCCCUGGGCCUCUGGAGUCCGGCGCCACUCGUGUCUGGCGCCCAAAUACCGCCCAGUUGUGGGGGGU